This is a messenger RNA of Anthonomus grandis grandis, 3842 nucleotides long. RefSeq names its product skin secretory protein xP2 (gene Cpr97Ea). The record is from RefSeq and is a predicted model, not a curated record. The transcript is spliced from 7 exons. Gene Ontology annotation, molecular function: structural constituent of chitin-based larval cuticle. NCBI's taxonomy places the organism in Eukaryota, Metazoa, Arthropoda, Insecta, Coleoptera, Curculionidae. Bases 79 to 1071 code for a protein of 330 amino acids. Gene Ontology annotation, cellular component: chitin-based extracellular matrix.
CUUGAGUCGCGUAUAAAAAGAAAAGUACGACCCCCCGCACCACUCUAGUAGUACCGGUGCCAUCGACCACGAGUGACAAUGUUCAGAUACGUGGCUGUGAUUGCUCUAGUGGCAUCAUCUUUAGCACAAGACUUCGACUAUGAUCAACCCCGACCUGCGCCAGCUAGAGUAAAACCAAAUUAUUCCGGUCCACAACAAUCGAAUGCCCCCAGGGUCGCACCAGUUGCAAUCAUUAAACAAAUUGACAGACAUAACGAUGAUGGUUCCUACACUUACGGGUACGAGUCUGCCGAUGGUUCCUUUAAAAUAGAGACCAAAGCUCCAACCGGAGAGGUCAGGGGGAAAUACGGGUACGUCGACGACCUUGGUAAAAUGAGAGUUAUCGAAUAUGGUGCUACCAAACAUGGAUUCGCUCCUGCUGGCGAAGGUAUUACUGUUCCCCCACCGACUUUGGUGGACGAAACCACCGACAAAACUGGCAACCUUCUUCCAGAGUACUCCGGCGCUUACGAUCAAGGCAAUAACGAUCCAGAACCAGUAAGGACACAACAGUCUUACAACAGGCCAAGACCCAUUGAACUCGCUUCCAACAGUUUCUCCAGUAACUUCGGAAGUGCCUCGGCUGCUCCAGCUCCAAGACCCGCUCCAAGACCGGCCCCCUUGGAGUAUUCGCCACCUCAAACUUUUGAACCCGCGCCACGUCCAGCUCCAGCUAGGCCGGCUCAAGCUGCCCCAGCUCCGAAUCCUCAAAGCUACACCGUAGACUUCCCCAACUCAAACGUUCCAUCAAGACCUGCUUUUGCCCCAGCCCCGGUACCUGCUAGGCCAGCUUUCUCUAAUGCUGCUCCAGCUCCGGUAGACUUGGGAAUACCUACAAGGGCUGCUCCACCUCCAAGGCCACAACAAUCGUUUGCUCCCGCACCAGUUUCGAGACCGGCUCCUCAAUACAGACCUCAACCAUCAGCCGGUAGAGCAAGUGGGGGUUCCAUUUUGGACCAAUUGAGCAAGGAUUAUGCUUUGCCCCAGGGUAACGCCAACCCCGUACACGAUAUUAGCUUUGGAUUCUUUUAAUUUAAGUUAAACAAAAAAAAAAUAGGGUUUUUAAAUUGAAUUAAUUUUACUAUAACAGUUAUGGGGUUUUUUGAGAUAGAAAAUAUGUCGUUGUCUUCUUCUUUCUUUUUUUUUCUUCUGUUUUUAAUUGCCACUUUAUUUUCCGAGAAGCUAUCUGUAUCUUCUAUUGUUUUUUGCCUAUAAUAUAUUUUAAGGAAUAAUUAGAUAUUUCAACUAUAGAUUAUGUUUGAACGUGAGAAAAGUGCCGAAUUCAAUGACGGAAUGGCAAGUGUCCUCUUCAGGUUUGGAACAAAUCAAUGAAGAAUUCAACUGUCUAAAAGAAACUGAACAAUUAGCUGGAUGAAGUUGACUAAGAAUGGAAUUGCUUGAAAGUAAAUCUGAAAAAAAAACAGUUUUUAGUUUCAAGGUGAUAGAGGCAUUCUGCCACUGGAUUUGACACCAAAGCAAAUAUUUGAGAAAUCCAUUGAUCAUAGUUGAACGACUAGACUCGUAUCAUUUCCUCUUUAUCCUAUAUUCGUUCCUUCUUGUAUACUUUCAAUUCUAAGUUCUUCAACUUUUUUCUCUCCUUUCUUUGUUUCACCCAUAAGCUUGCCUGUUUUUUUCUCUUUUCUGCUUUGCUAUUUCCCGCUUGUUAAUACUUGGUUAGUUUUGUCUAUGUUGAUCAGACAGAUCGAAACUCGUCAGAUUUACUACAUGGAAUAAUGAACUUUCUUAGUUCAAAUUUCAGGGUGAUAGAGACAUUCUGCUAUUGAGUUCGGCACCAAAGCAAAUGAUUCAAAAAAUUUCAAUCAUAUUUCAACGAUUAAACUAGUAUUAUUGCUUCUCUAUCCUAUUUUCUAUCAGCAAAAGUUCAUUUUAAAAGAAAGGGUCUAAGAAAAGUUGAAACCUAUUCAAUGGACGUUCUUAGUUGCAAACGCUAAAAUCAAUUUUCAAUUCUAUGGUUAUAGAGGCAUUCUGCCAUUGAAUUCAGCGCCACAGCAAUUAUUCAUGAAGGUCGAUAAUUCAAAAGAUUCCAAUCAUAUUUCAAUGAUUAAAUUAGUAUUAUUUCUUCCAUUUAAAUAGAAAAAGUCUAAGAAGUGUUGAAUCCUGUUCAAUGGACAUUUUUAGUUGGAAAAGCUGAAAACAGUUUAAAAUUCUAAGGUGAUAGAGGCAUUCUGCCAUUGAGUUCGGCACCAAAGCAGAUAUUCGAAAAAUCCAAUGAUUCAGAGGAGUUCAAUCAUAUUUAAAUGAUUAACUCGUAUUAUUUUUUCUCUAACCUAUUUUCUAUAACUGAAAGUCAGUUUUAAUAGAAAUAGUCUCAGAAGAGUUGAAUCCUGUUCAAUGGACGUUUUUAGUUGCAAAAGCUGAAAACAGUUUAAAAUUAUAAGGCAAUAGAGAUAUUCUGCCAUUGAGUUUAGCACCAAAGGAGAUAUUUGAGAAGUCCAAUGAUUCAGGAGAUUCCAAUCAUAUUUAAACUCGUAUUAUUUCUUCUCUAUUCUAUUUUCUAUGAACAAAAGUCAAUUUUAAUACAAAGAGUCUAAGAAGAAUUGAAACCUAUUCAAUGGACGUCCUUCAUUGGAAACGCUAAAAUAAAUUUUUAAUUCUAUGGUGAUAGAGGCAUUCUGUCAUUGGAUUCGGCACCAAAGCAAAUAUUCAUGUAAGUCGACGAUUCAAAAGAUUCUAAUUAUAUUUGCACGAUUAAAUUCGUAUUCUUUCACUUGUAAUGUUUUGCUUUGAUUUUUUCUCCUUUAUUAGUCGUCUCUUUAUUUCGAUACUUUUCUUUCUUCACCCUUAACCUUGCAUAUUUUUUCUCUUUUCUGUUCUGCUAUUUCUCUUGUUUACUAUAGAUGUUAGUACUUGGCUGGUUUUGUCCAUGUUCUUUUAUUACUUUUUUGAAGUAUUUUCCCAGUAUUUCCAAAUUUUCCUUCAAUGUUUUUGGAUCUAUAACUUCUUUCUUCUAUCUGAGAAUUUUCCUUGGUUCUAACUUAGUAUUAAAUUAAUUACCUUGACUUUUAUAAUUAUUAUUGAUUUAUCACUUUAUUUAUCACAGAAAUAAUCAAUUUAAAAAAAAAAAAAAUCUAACAAGAGUUAAAACUUGUUUAAUUGCCUGGAAAAAAUCAUGAAAGAAUUUCUUCCUGAAAAUUCAUUACAUUUACUAUAUGGACGUUUUUUUCAAAAUUUGAAAACAACUUUUCAAUCUAAGCUGAUAGAGGCAUUCCGCCAUUGAAUUCGGCACCAAAGCAAAUAUUCGAGAAAUCCAAUGAUCAUAUUUGACUUAUUCAACUCGUAAGAAAAAAGUGCUGAAUCCAAUGAUGGAAUGGCAAGCGUCAUUCAAAUCCAAGUUAGAUGUGAAAAAAAUAAAGAAAUUGAUGUGGUGCUGUUUUAUAAUUAAUAAUUUUCUAUGCUUUUUUUUUCUUCACUCUUUAUCUUUCCUUUACUUGGUGCACUUUGGUUUCUCCUCUUUCCUAUUUCUUUCUAACCUUUCCUUAAAUAAUAUCUCUUUUCCUUCAUCCUUCUUGCAUGCUACACCUUUUAUCUCUUUCUUAUUCUCUUCUAUAUCUACAUACUGUCCUUUUUUUCGUCUCUAUACAAAAAUAUUUUCUACCUCAAAAGAACACCUGUAUUUCAUAUAACUUUAUACGAGACUGUACAUUAUACUCUAUAAUUCACUGAAACUAAAAUAUUUUUAGGAAACAUACCUUUGAAAAUAAUUUAUAAAAUGUAUAAACGAACGUGAUUUCUACCAUUUAUAUAAUAUGUGUAUGUAAAUAUAUUUUGUUAUGUAUAAUAUA